Messenger RNA from Medicago truncatula (barrel medic), 779 nucleotides. RefSeq lists its product as uncharacterized. NCBI's taxonomy places the organism in Eukaryota, Viridiplantae, Streptophyta, Magnoliopsida, Fabales, Fabaceae. The coding region runs from base 223 to 483 and encodes 86 amino acids. The record is from RefSeq and is a predicted model, not a curated record. The transcript has a single exon.
UCCCACACUACCAAUGACAUUCAUGAUUCUUAAAAUUCAAAAAGAGGCAGCUAUGUAUCCAACAUCACACAUGGGGUGCCACCACACAUGAUCAUGACUUAAAUCUUCCCUUCUUAAAACCUCACAACUUUCUCUUCAUGUAAUACAAACAUUUCAUGUUUCAUGCAGUGAGAGAGAUCAAAAGGAAGGUUGCUUUUUAGAAACAAGUGUGCUUUUUUGGUGAUGGAGAAAAGCAAGUCAUUUCCUGAAUACUCUUGUUCUUACACUGAAUUUGGAUACAGUGAAAGGUCUAACUCAUAUAAUUUCAAUGGACCAAGUGAUAAGGGAAGUGGUUUUUCUGCAUCAAAUGAUUCAGAGCUUAAGAGGAAGAAGAGAAUCAAGUCUUAUAAUGUGUUGGCAGUGGAAGGAAAGCUUAAAAGUAGUGUAAGAAACAGCUUCAAGUGGAUCAAGAACAAGUUCAGCGAUGUUCGGUAUGGCGUGUGAACUGUGACUAGCCCUUAGAUUGAAUCAAAUGUUUAGUAAUCUUAGCUUUCAAGGUAAGAAAUUGAAACAAACUAAAGAGGAAAAAUAUUUCUGGAUGUAUUUGUAAGAUAAGAUGUUUUACAUGAAAAAUGAAUUAGGGAGCAUGUUGUGUUUUUUUGGAAUAUAUGUGCUUUGUAAUGAAAAUGUCAUCAAAGGUGUCUAAUGUUUAUUGUAAGAACUUAGAACAAGUGAAAAUUAGCAUGCUUUGUAUCAAACAAGCAAGAAUUCUAAAUGUUUCUAAGAAUUGAGAUUACUAA